Molecule: messenger RNA, 618 nt
Organism: Melampsora larici-populina 98AG31
Lineage: Eukaryota; Fungi; Basidiomycota; Pucciniomycetes; Pucciniales; Melampsoraceae
Exons: 2
Coding region: 1-618 (205 amino acids)
Source: RefSeq, a predicted model, not a curated record
AUGUCAUCUGAAGCACGCUUACGCAUUGUCAAACUCGACGACAACAAUUACCCUGAAUGGAAGGGUGAUAUCACCGGAGCCUUAAUGUCGGCUUCACUCAAUGAGUUCAUUGACCCUGAAGCAGAACCACCUCCAGAACCUGAAGGUUUGGUCUCACGAGAACAAAAAGUCACUUACGAUUUGUACGUUAUGCGUCAACGUAAGGCUGCGGGUAUUAUGUUCAGUCAUAUGACUCAACAAUACCGUAUUAUUGUCGAAUCUGAAGGGUUCAUCUAUCAACCUCUGAAGAUCUGGCUACUUAUGAAAGAGAAGUUUCAAGCCACCACCUCUAGUAGUAAAGUCGGCAAACUUCCAAAUUUGAUGGAGAUGACAAUUUCUCUGUUCAAUACCAAACGUCCCUUGAAAACAAAGGUAGUUCUUGAUGUCAUGGACUCCUAUCUUGUUGAUUACAAUGAACGUCAUCGUCGUGAUAAUGCCACUGCAUCAGCAACUAUUGCUAAUCGUCCGCAACAACCAGCUCGAUGUUUUCCCUAUCCUACCUGUUUGAACGGGCGUCAUAAUCCGGCUGUCAGAGGACACAAACCUGAACAAUGCUAUCAAGCAUUUCCUGAACUUUGA